Messenger RNA from Symbiodinium necroappetens, 7737 nucleotides. The record is from the annotation of a GenBank genome assembly. Lineage: Eukaryota; Dinophyceae; Suessiales; Symbiodiniaceae.
AUGCCGAGCGUCGGCACACGAGUGAAAGUCCCUUUCGCCCGGGGUACCACCGUGGGUAUCUGCGUCAGCGACACCGUUGAGAACCCGCAUAAAACCCUCAAAGACGUCGAAAGUGUGCUGGACACCGCAGCCAUUGUCCCCGCAGAACUGAUGGCGCUGGCUCACUGGAUGAGCAAUUACUACCACUACCCACUGGGUGAAAUUUUAGCCACUGUACUGCCUGCUGCUGCCCGUCGUGGUGCCACCUGCAGCAUCGACCCUCCAGAUCACUGGCGUGUGUCCAGCGAUGCGUUCGACAACGCACGUGCACCGGCACAAGCCGCCCUGUUCAAUGAUCUGCUGCAGCAGGGACCCACUGCCACCGCUGAUCUGGUUGCGGCAGGCCAUAGCCGCGCGACGUUGAAGAAUCUGAGCAAGGGUAACUACAUUGAGCGCUGUGAACCGGACAUCACCCCUCCCAGUGAAACACCGCCGACCCCAACAGACGCGCAGAAUACCGCCAUCAAGGCAGUCGCUGCCGCCCUGAAGAGUUUUGCGCCAUUUCUACUGGAGGGGGUAACCGGCAGUGGCAAAACCGAAGUAUAUCUGCGCACCAUUGCGCCGGUUGUUGAAAGUGGCCAGCAGGUGUUGGUACUGGUGCCUGAAAUCGCAUUGACGCCGCAAACCCUGUCACGCUUUCAGCGCCGUUUCGGGCAGGUUGGCAUGUUGCACUCCAACCUCAGUGAUAACGAGCGGCUACAAACCUGGCUGAAGUGUGCUGCAGGUGAAAUUUCGGUUUUGAUCGGCACGCGCUCAGCGGUAUUUACUCCGUUCAAAGCGCUGGGCCUGGUCAUUGUUGAUGAAGAACACGACAGUUCUUAUAAACAGGGUGAUGGAUUGCGUUACUCCGCCCGGGACCUUGCCAUCAAAAGGGCUCAGACUCAUCAGGUGCCGGUAGUGCUGGGCAGCGCCACACCUUCCCUGGAGUCGUUAUAUAACGCCAAUCUCGGGCGCUACCAGAAACUCGAUCUGCCGUAUCGGGCAGGCAACGCACAGAUGCCCAGCUAUCGGGUCAUCGAUAUGCGUGGCAUCCAGCACACAGACGGUAUCUCUGUACCGCUGGAGCGCGUGAUCCGCGACCACCUGAGAGCGCAAGGCCAGGUCCUGGUGUUUCUCAACCGCCGCGGGUUUGCACCUACGCUGUUGUGCGCGGCGUGUGGCUGGCAGGCGCAUUGUUCAGAUUGCGACGCGCGCUUAACCCUGCACAAAAAUCCGAGCCACCUGGUCUGUCACCACUGCAGCCUGAAGUUUCAGGUACCCAAAACCUGUGAAGGAUGCGGUGGCAAUGGUCUGAUACCCGUCGGGCUGGGCACCCAGCGCACCGAAUCCGGCCUGCAGAAUCUGUUCGGCGAUGUACCCGUCUAUCGUAUCGACCGCGACACAACGCGGACCAACGCAAAGCUGGAGGCGCAGUUUGCCAAAGUGAACCAGGGUGACCCCUGCAUCAUGGUCGGCACCCAGAUGCUGGCCAAAGGUCACCAUUUCCCCAACGUCACCUUAGUUGCGGUGCUCAACGCUGACGCAGGUUUCGCCAGCGCCGAUUUUCGUGCUCCAGAGCGCACCGCCCAACUGAUUGUUCAAGUGGCAGGACGUGCCGGGCGGGAACAGCGCCCAGGCCAGGUAUGGAUACAGUCUUACCAACCUGAGAAUGUUCUACUGCAGCGCCUGAUCAACGAGGGCUAUCCUGGUUUUGCAGCCGCUGAGCUUGCUGAGCGAGCUAAAAAUGGAUUCCCACCGAUGCACUCAAUGGCGCUGCUGCGAGCUGAAUCAGCUCAGGGCCAGGAAGCCAUGGAAUUGCUCAACCAGCUAAAAGCACAAUUAAGCGGUGUCGAAAUCAUGGGCCCGGUACCGGCACCCUUGGCACGCAUUGCCAACCGCAAUCGUUUUCAACUGUGCCGUACACACUACGUUGGUCUAUUGAUAUUGAUCCUUACGACAGUCUUUGAGCGCAGACCUCGCGAGAAGUCGCUGGUAUGCGCACUGGUAGGCGCUGCCAUUGUCAUCCUUGCGGCCUACGCACCGGAUUACCUGAGUGAAAACAGCAAGGCUGGCGCAACAUCAGUCACCACCGCAGCAGAUCAGGUGCUGGCAGAUCCGGAACCCUACGCCGUACCGUCCACCAGCAGCAGUGAUCAACCAGACGUCUGGCAUAUUCAGGCUGCCUCGUUUCGCGAAAAAGCAGACGCCGAUGCGCUACGCGCGCGCCUGUUGCUCGAUAACCUGCCGGCUACCACAGAGGUUUCCAGUGCCAAUGGCAGCCAAUGGCACAGAGUGGUACUGGGGCCAUUCGCCCGGCGAGUAGAUGCCAACCGGGCGAUGACCCGCCUGCGGGAACAAGGCAUUUCCGGCAUGUGCUACCCAUGCACCGGCUUACAACACACACUGCUCUCGGACAAGGACACCCCGAGCGCCGGCGUCGCUGGCCAGCGCAAUGCAGCUUUAAUCGACACGUACGAAGGGUAUUUUAUGGAACUGUUUCACGGCACCACCAUUGUCAGCGUCAGAGACGCAACACAUGUGGCUAUGGGCGGCGAUGGCCAGGUUUCAAUUGGCGACACGGUCAUGAAAGGCAACGCGGUGAAGGUGCGUAAGCUCUACCAGGGCAAAGUCAUGGCCGGUUUUGCCGGUAGCACCGCAGACGCGUUCACCUUGUUUGAAAAAUUUGAGGGCACCCUGGAGAAGUACGGCGGACAGCUUACCCGUUCGGCAGUUGAACUGGCCAAAGAGUGGCGCACAGAUCGCGCCCUGCGGCGCCUUGAAGCCAUGCUCAUUGUCGCCGAUCAGACCGCCACUUUACUGAUCAGUGGCACCGGCGAUGUGAUUGAACCUGAAGCCGGCGUACUCGCGAUUGGCUCGGGUGGCGCGUAUGCCCGGGCAGCAGCAACCGCGCUGGCUGAAAACACAGACAUUCCCGCCGCCGAAGUAGUUGCCAAAGCACUGAAAAUUGCCGGUGACAUCUGCAUCUACACCAACCAUCAACACACCAUCGACGACGCCAAACGCGCCGUUGCCAUAGCUUUGCGUAACCGCUGGCGACGGAUGCAGAUAGAACCCGCGUUGCGCGAAGAAAUCAGCCCCAAAAAUAUCCUCAUGAUCGGUCCUACCGGCGUUGGUAAAACCGAAGUGGCCCGCCGUCUGGCGAAACUGGCGCAGGCGCCAUUUAUCAAAAUUGAGGCCACCAAAUUCACCGAAGUGGGUUAUGUGGGCCGCGAUGUAGACUCCAUUAUCCGCGACUUAACAGAAGUGGCGGUAAACAUGCUGCGCGAAAUCGAAAUGAAGCGUGUACAGACACAGGCAGACGACCGCGCCGAAGAACGUAUUCUCGACGCCCUGCUGCCUGAGCCCCGCGCGGUGGGCUUUGGCGACGACGCCGCUUCCAAGGAUGGCUCCGCAACCCGCCAGAUGUUCAGGAAAAAACUGCGCGAAGGCGAGCUCGACGAGAAAGAAAUUGAUAUAGAGCUGUCGCAAAUGGCCAUGGGUGUAGAAAUCAUGGCACCGCCGGGUAUGGAAGAAAUGGUCAGUCAGAUGCAGGGCAUGUUCAGCAACCUUGGCAAUAGCCGUAAAACCACCAAACGCCUGAAAAUCAAAGACGCAAAAGACAAAAUUCGCGAGGAAGAAGCCGCCGGACUGGUUAACGAAGAGGACAUCAGGUCCCGUGCGGUAGAUGCCGUUGAACAAACCGGUAUUGUGUUUAUUGACGAGCUGGACAAAGUUGCCAAGCGUACAGAAAACAACAGUGCGGACGUUUCCAGAGAGGGUGUACAACGUGACCUGCUGCCACUCAUCGAAGGCUGCACCGUCACCACCAAAUACGGCGUUGUGCGCACAGACCAUAUCCUGUUCAUCGCCUCAGGCGCUUUUCACCUGGCCAAACCCAGCGAUCUGAUUCCAGAGCUGCAGGGGCGGCUGCCGAUUCGGGUUGAACUCAAAGCGCUCACCCCGGAAGACUUCAAGCGUAUUCUGGUAGAGCCAAAUGCCAGCCUGACCGAACAGUAUCAGGCGCUGAUGAGCACGGAACAGAUAGAUCUGGAGUUUUCCGAUGACGGCAUAGAGCGCAUUGCUCAACUGGCCUGGCAGGUAAAUGAAGGCACCGAGAACAUCGGCGCCAGGCGGUUGCAUACGGUGAUGGAACGGCUGCUUGAGAACUUGUCGUUCGAGGCUGGUGACAGCAUUAAGAAACACGUCCUGGUGGACGCUGAAUAUGUCGAUGCUCAUCUGGGCGACCUGGUCAGCGACACUGAUUUAAGCCGCUUUAUCUUGGUCUACAGCCCCUCUGCGGAAGUACGCGGUCAUUCGCCAGAUCAGCGCAAGCUGCAGACGGGCAAAAAGAACGUGGGUAUCCGGCAGAUUGAGCCCGUAGGUAACUAUGCAAUUCGCAUCGUAUUUGACGAUGGUCAUGACAGCGGUAUUUUCGCCUGGGAGUUUCUGCACGAUCUGGGCAAACAGAUGGACAAGUACUGGCAGGAUUACAUCACCGAAUUAAAAACCGCUAACGCAUCACGGCUACCCAGUAUUCCCGUAGGACACGACCAGCAACAAGUUAAUUUCGGUUUCAAAAAGGUCACGCCUGCGGAGAAGACCGCAAUGGUUGGCGACGUUUUUAAACGCGUCGCGAAACGCUACGAUGCGAUGAACGAUCUCAUGUCUCUGGGCACACACCGCAUCUUUAAGCGUAUGGUGAUUCAGAUGUCCGGUCUGCGUACGGGACACACCGUGUUAGACCUGGCUGGUGGUACCGGCGACAUGUCCGCUCUGUUUGCAGAUGCUGUCGGCGAUACCGGCACUGUCGUAUUAACAGAUCUCAAUGCACAAAUGAUGCAGGUGGGCCGUGAUCGCCUGCUCGACCAGGGCUGCGCCCAGGUUGAAUUCAUCCGCGCACCCGCCGAGGCACUGCCUUUUGCCGACAACACGUUCGAUUGUGCAUGUGUCAGCUUCGGCUUACGGAAUUUCACUGACAAAGACCUUGCGCUGCGGGAGUUGCUGCGCGUCCUGAAGCCAGCCGCUGCACUGCUAGUGCUGGAAUUCUCGAAACCUGAAAACCCUGCACUCAGCGCCGCCUAUUCUGUUUUUCAGUCUCUCUGGCCCAGCGCAGGACAGGCAAUUGCCGGUGAUUCGGAACCUUAUAAGUACCUGGUGGAAUCCAUUCGGGUACACCCCGACCAACGCGCCUUAAAGCAAAUGUUUGAAGAUGCUGGUUUUACGGACACCAGUUAUCACAACCUGGUUGGCGGCGUAGCCGCCAUUCAUCGCGGCUGCAAACCCGUGAGUCAUCAGAUCACCGCGGGUGUGCUCGCAUCCGACCCUGUGACCGCUGGUCAAUUUGCCGCUUUUGCCGGUCGUUGUAUCGAGCUGCAAAGCCAUACGCCUGCAUUCACCCUGCACCUGGUUCUACAGGCUGAUGGCGUGCAGACAUUCUCAGGGCCUGCAGAGACACCCCACGCGAUUAUCAAAGGCAGCGGCCGCGAACUGAUACAGGCUCUGCUACCCGGUGGCAGCCUUGAUGGCUUAACAAUUGAAGGCGAUACAGCCCUGCUGUUUAACCUGACAACGCUGUUGAAGAAGUUCUCUCCGGAUGUUGCCACGCCGCUCGGACGUUUUAUCGGCGAAGCCAAUGCGGCCAACCUGGUGGGUAGCGCAGAGCUUGGCCUGGCCGGCCUGAAAACGGCAUUGUCAGGCUUGAGCCAGACGGUGCAGCAACAGGCGACAGGGCAAUUCGUAAAAGUUAGACAAUUAGAUGAAUUGUUAGAAGGGAUUGAUGGGCUGCGCUUGCGUGUGGAUCGACUCGCGGCUAAUUUAAGCCGGGUUUUCCGCCACAGGCUUGACCUGCUGAUACCCGUUGAAACCAUCCCCAGAGCUUUCCCGCGCUGGUGUUUAAGAACCCUGCACAAAAUUCUACCGACGCCUUCCACACCACGCGGGCAACGUCUGAAGCAGGCGUUUGUCGAGCUGGGGCCAGUCUAUGUGAAACUCGGACAACUGCUGUCUACGCGACGGGAUCUUUUGCCGGCAGAUAUUGCGGACGCUCUAGCUGAUCUGCAGGACAAAGUGCCACCGAUCGCCAAUUUCGACGUUGACAGAUUUGUCAGCACACAACUCGGCACCGCCAGCGGAUCGGUUUUUUCGGAGCUGCAGCACACCCCUCUGGCAAGCGCAUCCAUUGCCCAGGUUCAUUGCGCUACGCUGAAUACCGGCGAAAGUGUGGUGGUCAAGCUGGUCCGACCGGGCAUUGAGCAGGCCAUUGUGCAGGACAUGGCCCUGCUGAAAAAACUCGCCGGUUUGAUUAAUAACAAGAUUCCAGGGGCGCAGCGUUUGCAACUGCCCAGGGUCAUGUCUGACCAUGAAGACGUGUUAUUGCAGGAGCUCACCAUGUUUGGUGAGGCGCGCAACCAGAUUCAGCUGCGGCGCAAUUUUGCAGAUUCCGACCUGCUCUAUGUACCCCGCGUGUACCCCGAACAUACCCGCGAGCAGCUGCUGGUUAUGGAACGGGUUUAUGGCAUUCCCAUCAACCAGGUUGAUGAACUCAAAGCGCGUGGCGUGGACCUCAAAGUACUGGCUCACAAGGGUGUAGAAACGUUCUUCAAGCAGGUUUUUGAACACAACUUUUUCCACGCCGAUAUGCAUCCCGGCAAUAUCCUGAUCGAUACCACCGAUCCGGUUAACCCCAAAUACAUCGCACUGGAUUGCGCCAUCAUCGGCAGCCUUACUGAAGCUGACCAGAAUUAUCUGGCGCAGAACCUGCUGGCAUUUUUCCAUCGUGAUUAUAAACGCGUGGUCAGCCUGCACCUGGAAUCAGGCUGGGUGCCAGCUGACACCGAUGCUGAAGAAUUUGAAGCCGUGAUCCGCGAUGUCUGUGAACCCAUUUUUGCCAAACCGCUGGCGGAAAUCUCAUUUGCUGAGUUUGUCAUCACCCUGCUCGACACCGCUGGCAAGUUUGAAAUGGAAGUUCAGCCACAGCUGGUUCUGCUGCAGAAGACACUUCUCUAUAUUGAGGGCCUGGGUCGUCAGCUGUACCCGGAACUGGAUUUAUGGGAAACCGCUCAGCCGUUCAUGGAACGCUGGGCAACUCAGCACCUUGGUCCGGUUGGGGUUGUGAACGACUGGAUAAAUGCCGGUCCCCAGGUGUGGCAACAACUGUCGCGCCUGCCAAUGGUCAUGGACCAUACAGAAACGGAAAUUCGGGUGCUGAAAAGCCAGCUUAAACGGCAGGCAUCAGGUCUGGCCCAGAUUGAGAAAAACAUGGCGCAAGCCGCCAGCAGGCGUCGGCUCGGCCGCCUGGCAGGUAUUAUUGUGCUGCUUGCCAGUGUGUGGUGGCUAUGGACGCCCUUGAACCAGACGUUCGCCCAGGGUGACCUGAGCCUUCUGUUAGAUGAACUUGCCGCGGUACUUGAAGCGCGCAAACAACAAGCCCCUGAAUCUUCUUACGUUGCCAGCCUGUAUCACGAAGGCACCAACCGAAUUCUGCAGAAGAUCGGCGAAGAAUCCGCAGAAUUAAUUAUUGCCGGUAAAGACAAUUGUGCAACAUCUGAGUUGCGAAAUGGCAGCACACGGGAUGAAGUUGUCAAAGAAACUGCGGAUCUGUGGUUCCACUGCAUGGUAUUGCUGGCACACCAGGGGCUCAGUCAUAACGAAGUACUGGCAGAGUUAGGGUCGCGUUUUGGUAUCAGCGGCCACGAUGAAAAAGCCAGCCGCUCCACAUAA